AUGGCCUCGCGCAUCGAAUCCCUGGCCACGACCAUCGCCGACUCGGCCCAGCAACUACGAACCCUGCUAGCGCAGCACGGUAUAGCGGAGCCCUCGUUUGCCGCCACUUGCCCUCCGUCGCUGGCGCUGCCCCCGCCCGUCGAGGCCGCACGCAACGCCCUCCUGCACGCCGCGUGCGAGAUCCAGGAUCUGCUGCUCGACCCGGCCGAUCUCCUGCGCUCCUAUGCCAUUCACGCCCACCUCAUCGCCCUGCACUUCAUCCAACAAUUCAACGUCGCGCACCUGGUCCCUCCCAACGGAACCGUCUCCUUUGCAGCCUUAUCCGCGCAAUGCGACGUCCCUGAAGCCGACGUCCGGCGCCUCCUCCGCCACGCGAUGACCAUCCGUGUCUUCGACGAGCCCGCCGAGAACGAAGUCGCCCACACGCGCGCCAGCAUGCUGCUGCGCCAGGAAGGGUUCCAUGGCUGGAUUGGCUCGACGUGCACGAAUAGCUGGCCCGGCGCGACCAGGACGAUCGAGGCAUUAACGCGCUUUCCCGGCUCCGAGGAGCCCACUGAGUCGGGCUUCGCGCUGGCCAACAACGGGCAGGCGCUGUACGAGGCGCUGGCGCAGUCGCCGGCCCGCGCCGCCACGUUCGCCGCCAGCAAGCGCGGCUACGCGUCGGGGGCGGCCAUGGGCCCGGCGGCACUGGUCGCCUCCGUCCACCCGCUCCUGGCCGGCCUCCCGGCGAACAGCGUGGUCGUCGACGUGGGCGGCGCGCAGGGCGACAUCAGCUUCGCGCUGGCGGCCGCGUUCCCGCACCUGCGCUUCGUGGUGCAGGAUCUGCCGGGGGUGGUCGCUCGCGCGAGGGCGCAGCAGCAGCAGCAGCAGCCGCCGCCAUCCGCAGCAACAGACCGAGUCUCCUUCCAGGCGCACGACUUCUUCACCCCGCAACCGCCCACCACCCCAGCAGCGCGGGUCUUCUACCUGCGCCACAUCCUCCACAACUGGGGGGACGGCCACGCCAUCCGGAUUCUGCGGCAGCUGCGGCCGGCGCUGCGCGCGGGGGCGCGCGUGCUCAUCCACGACCACGUGCUAGAGCGGUACCCGGCGCAGGAGCCGAUGUGGAAGCGGCGGCUCGCCAGCGCGAUGGACCUGAAUAUGCUGCUGCUGCUGAACGCGCGCGAGCGGGACGAGGCGCAGUGGCGGGGGCUGCUGCAGGAGGCGGACGAGCGGUUUCGCUGGGUCGGGGUCCGGCGGGUGGAGGGGAGCGCGUUGGCGGUCGUGGAGGCUGUUUGGGAUGAUGGCCUUUGCCCUGGGACUUCCGGUGCUGAUACAAGCACCACUGGUUGA
Messenger RNA from Aspergillus aculeatinus CBS 121060, 1332 nucleotides. RefSeq names its product sterigmatocystin 8-O-methyltransferase. The transcript has 4 exons. Gene Ontology annotation, molecular function: O-methyltransferase activity. The record is from RefSeq and is a predicted model, not a curated record. The coding region runs from base 1 to 1332 and encodes 443 amino acids. NCBI's taxonomy places the organism in Eukaryota, Fungi, Ascomycota, Eurotiomycetes, Eurotiales, Aspergillaceae.